AUGAAAAUUAACACUAUUUACCAUUCAGAACAAGAAUAUACUAAAGAAAGAAAAAGGGACUUAAGUCAUACUAAACAUUCUAAAAAUCCUAUACACCAUCCUUUUAUUAAAGAAAGAGAACUUGUCCGUGCAAUAAAUACAACAAAACUAAACAGACUUUUUGCUAAACCAUUUGUAACUGCAUUGUCAUUCCACAAAGAAGGUAUAAAUUUUAUGGUAAAAUCCAGUAAAAAACCGUUAAUUUUAUCUGCAAGUUUUGAUAAUAACGUUAUUUUAAGUAACUUAGAAUCACGAUCUAUGAUUUCUAGUUUUGAUAUAAAAUCGAAAGUUAAAGGUAUAGGCAUUGAUUUAUUAGAUAACAUUUAUAUUGGUCAGAAUAAAACAGUAAAAAGAAUGGAUAAUAAUACGAUUUAUUGUUGUAAUUCUGCCGUAAAUAAUAUACAUGUAGAUGAUAACCUGUAUGUUGCAUCAUAUAGUAGCAUUAAUGUUUAUGAUUUGGAGAUGAGAUCUAAAAAGGUAGAAAUUUCUAUUCAAAAUGCUGAUGUUAUUACACACAACCCUUCAUUCACCCAUUUAAUAGGAUUUGCUAAUACUGAACGUAAUUUCAUAGCAGACAUGCGAAUUGAAAAAGUUGUACUGGAAUUUUUACUACCCAAUAAAACAAAUAUGCUAUCUUUUAGUCCAUCAGAUGGCUAUUUCGUCGCAUCCGCUAAUGAGGACAGUAAUGUAUACAUUCACGAUCUCAGGUUUAUAGACACCCCUUGUAAUACUUUAAGAGGCCAUGUAGGAGCAGUCACGUGUGUAAAAUAUAAUCCUAGUGGUACAGAAGUGUGUUCUGGAAGUUUUGAUCAAUCAAUUAGGAUUUUUAGAACCAAUGAAAGGAAAUCAAGAGAUAUUUAUUAUAAUCAAAGAAUGCACAACAUUUAUGGUCUAGAAUAUUCAAAUGACGAUCAGUUUAUUAUUUCUGGUAGUGAUGAUGGUUCAAUACGUUUAUGGAAAUCAGAUGCGAGCAAAAAGUCAGGACCUCUCAGUAAAAAAGAAAAAGAUGUCCAAGCACUAAGUAAAGUUCUUAUUGAAAAAUACAAGAAUGUUAAUGAAGUUGACAGAAUUAAUAGACAUAGAUUUGUACCAAAGCUACUUAAAAAUAAAAUGAAACAGAAACACGAACAUUAUGAAGCAGAAGUAAGGAAAGGACAUAUAAAGAAAGGUAAAUGA
Molecule: messenger RNA, 1215 nt
Organism: Vairimorpha ceranae
Lineage: Eukaryota; Fungi; Microsporidia; Nosematidae
Product: ddb1- and cul4-associated factor 13
Exons: 1
Coding region: 1-1215 (404 amino acids)
Biological process (GO): maturation of SSU-rRNA from tricistronic rRNA transcript (SSU-rRNA, 5.8S rRNA, LSU-rRNA)
Cellular component (GO): small-subunit processome; nucleolus
Molecular function (GO): protein binding
Source: RefSeq, a predicted model, not a curated record